Messenger RNA from Papaver somniferum (opium poppy), 2127 nucleotides. RefSeq lists its product as uncharacterized. Lineage: Eukaryota; Viridiplantae; Streptophyta; Magnoliopsida; Ranunculales; Papaveraceae. Gene Ontology annotation, molecular function: zinc ion binding. The record is from RefSeq and is a predicted model, not a curated record. The transcript has 3 exons. The coding region runs from base 1 to 2127 and encodes 708 amino acids.
AUGUCUGAGAAGUUUGUUCAUGCUGUUUUGAAUCAUGGUGAACAUUCUUCUGCAUUUCGUGUUAAUACUUUUAUCACCGUUGAUGAAUUGAAGCAUUUUUCCUGUAAGCAUUGGAGGUCUUUGUCCCCUUUGAGUAUACGUUUUUGCUAUAUGGAUACUAAUCAAGUAGUUUUUGUACAAGGUGAUAUACAACUUCAAGGUUUAGUUGCUCUUGUUAUUCAGAUGAACAAUGAAGAUUUCUAUUUGAAUGUUGAUGUGAUUCUGAAGCAUACUGGUUGUAGCACUAGUUCAAGGUAUUUGUCUCGUUCUAAUUCUGGUUGUAGCAGUAGUUCUGGUGCUAGUACUUCAAACUCUUGUGCAAGUGAAAGUUCUAAGCUUGUAAGGGUGGUCUAUCAUGACGCGGACAAGGCCAAGCCUCUCAUUAUCGAUGAAUGGCGUUAUGUUUUUGACAAUAUUGGUAGAGAAUUUGUGGGUGGUGUUAAAUCUGUAAGGAUUGUUGUUGAUCAGUACAAUAUGUGUACUGGUUACAAGAUUCUUAUUCUUAAAAACGACAAGACUCGUUUUACUGCGAAGUGCGAAGAAGAUGGUUGUGGUUGGAGGAUUCACUUUGGGCCUGUGAAUGGUGACAUUUCUCGGUUUGUGCUGAAAGAUUCUAACGUUAUUCACAGGUUGAAGAGUCCUGUGCUGACAACCAAGUUAGUUAAGCAUUUGAUCGCUGAUAGUAUACAAGGUGAUCCCACUUUAAAACCCAAACAGAUCAUGUCACUCUUUAAGAAGACUUAUGGGUCCAAUAUUAAGUAUCACCAUGCCUGUAGAGGGAAAGAAGCUAUAUUUGAAGAUCAAUAUGGUGACGACGAGAAGUCGCAUAGCGAUUUAAAUUGGUAUGUGAAAGCCAUUGAGCAAACUAAUCCUGAUAGCUUUGUGAAACUUGAAGUUGUUGAAGAAACUGGAAGAUUUAAGCGGAUUUUCAUCUGUUUCGGUGCUUGCAAGCAUAGAUAUAGGUAUCUCAGGCCCAUGAUUUACUUGGACGCUACUUUCCUCAUUGGUAGAUUCAGGGGUACUUUGAUGGUUGCAACAUGUGUCAAUGGAAAUGAUAGUUUUUACCCAUAUGCCUUUGCUAUUGUUUUAUCUGAAAACAAAGACAAUUGGUUUUGGUUUCUGGAUAAUCUUCAACAAGUGGUCGAUGAUCGUCCGAUUGUUUUCCUUAGUGAUCGUCACGAAGGACUUAUGCAGGGCAUUCCAAGAGCAUUUCCUGGUUCAUAUCACAGCUAUUUCUUUUACCACAUCAAGUGCAAUCUCCCUAUUAGAAAAGGUUAUGCGAAUUACAAUGUCGUUAUUGAUUUGUUUUACAAAGCUGCUUACUCUUACAAAACAGCGAACUUUGAAGAAGCUUUGCGGGGCAUGCAUGCAAUCGGUUGUGGAUAUGUUGCUAAUUAUCUCAGGACCAUUCCAAAGGAGAAAUGGGCAAAUGCAUUUUUCCCUGUAUGCAGAUAUGCUGCUCACUCUUCAUUUAUUGCCGAGUCAUUCAAUAACUGGAUUCUUAAGUUCAAAAAGCUGCUUGCUUUUGCUCUUCUCGAUGCGAUACGUUUGAAGGUUAUGCAGAUGAAUUCUAAGAGAAGGGUAGAAGGUCUUGAAAAUUUUAACACUAGGCUCACUCCCGUAUACGAGGAUUUACUAAACGAGAACAUCAACAUUGGUCGUACUUGGACUGUUGUUGAGUCUAUGGAAAGAUUGUAUGAAGUCAGGUCUCCCCGCACUCAUUCUGUAGAUCUGUUGGAGAGAACUUGUACGUGUCACAGGUGGCAAGUAAAUGGUUUUCCCUGCGCACAUGCUUGUGUUGCCAUUCAAUCUACAAGGGAGGACAUCUAUUCAUUUGUUGAUCCAUACUUCACCACUGAAUGGUACAACAGAACAUACCAAGAGAUCAUCUUGCCAAUCCCCAAUUAUUACAAGUCCCAGUCUUAUGAUCCUAGUGAUAGGAUUAUUGUUCCUAUUCAUGUGCCUCCACCCGGUAGACGAAGAGAACAGCGUUUCAAGAAGGCUUGGGAGAAGCAAAAGAGGCAUAUGAUGUGCACAAAGUGCUUCACUCUUGGUCACCACAACAGAGCUACCUGCCCCAUGCCUUAA